CUGACACACUCCGGCGUUCAGAGUAGCAACAUUAGCACUAGCUGAGGAAGGAGCGAACAUAUACUAGCUAGAUAGCCCUCGUGGGUGAACUCACACAUGAAAUACUGUGAAUUUACUUUCAAAGCUUUCAUUAAACAUUAUGUAUUAACUUGUGUUCGCUUGUCGUACUCUCGGCUUGUCAUAUCUAUCUUUUUUUUAAUAUAUGUUCAUGUUUUGCGGGCUCGAGCGCAACGUUAGCUAACGGUAGAAACCAGGCGAAACGUUAGCAGCUAAUACCUGAACCCCGGCGGUUCACCUGUUGUCCGCAUGCACUCUUAUUCAAUUUCCAACAGAGUGUUCAUGUUGCGAUUAUUAAGAAAGUUAUAAAACAUUACUACUAUAGAACUCGCUGCUGUGCCUUCGGUUGGAUCAUUCUAGGCCCACGGGAUGGCUGCUCCUGCGGCUGCAGCCGGACCAAGUACCUCCAAGCGGACAGACAUGUACAGUAAUGAGCAUCGAAACAAAGAGGAUUUGGACAGAAUUGCUGAAGCAAAUGAACUCUAUGAUGCUGUACUGACUGGCUCAGUGGAUCAGUACCAGAACGUCACUAAAAGUGUUGCAUCUGAGGAGAAUUCAGCUAAAGAGGAGGCACAAUUAACAGAAGGACAAACUCAGAAAGGAGGGAAUUCAGAGAAGAGACUGUCAUUAUAUUUUGGAAAUUUCCCCUGGUGGACAUCUGACAAAGACAUCACAGGAUUGGCCCAAAACUUGGGUGUGAGGGACAUCAGAGAGAUCAAAUUUGCUGAGAACAGAGUUAAUGGCCAGUCAAGAGGCUAUGCAGAGGUGGUGGUGACCUCAGAAGAGUCAUUCAAAAUAUUGUUGGAAAAAAUACCGCAAUGUAAACUGAAUGGGGAAAAGCUUGACUGUCGCUUUGCCACUCGACAGAACCUCACUGUGUUUGAGGACAUAGCAAAUAAACGUAUGCCCCUUCGCGUGAAUUCCAAAGAUUCCAAGGACGAUGCUUCAGAAAAGAUUCCUUCAUUAUUAUCACAGGAGCCCAUCCCUCCCCCUAUACCUCCACUUUUUCGACCACAUUCGCAUCCACACGUGUUUCCCUCAUUACCCAGCCCUUUCCUCGGUCACCCUCAUCCUCAUCCUCAUCCUCACUUCCCACAUAUGCUUCCAAACGUCCCACCACCCAUGCCACCCCCUUUAUUCCCUCCUCAUCCACCCCACAUUCAUAGCCAACCACCUCCUAGUCUACAUUUAAAUCCAGCUUUCUUCCCCCCGGGACAAGACGGGCACAGCAGCAAAGCUUACAGCCAACAAAAACAGACACCUCAAAGUACAGAUGGAGAUUUUGAGGAGCUGAUGAACAGAAAUAGAGCCGUUGCCAGCAGUGCCAUCUCCAAGGCUGUGUCUGGAGCAACAGCUGGAGACCUGCGGGUAGCAAUGGAGACUCUGUUGACUGCCAUUGCCAUCAUUAAGCAGUCCAGAGUGUAUGGAGAUGAACGCUGUCAAGCCCUGGUCACCUCACUCAAAGACUGUCUAGUCUCUAUCCAGGGCAACUGUGGCUACAGGAGCAGCAGUCGUUCGGGGGACAAAGGAAGAGACCGCGACCGGGGUCGUGACAGGGAGCGAGAGCGUGAUAGAGUACGGGACCAAGAAGAUUCCUCUGGCUGGGAAAGUGCGGGAAUGUCUCGAAGACACAGAGAACGUUCCUGGAGUGGAGAGAAAGACAAGGAGCGCUCGCGGGAACGGGAAAGGCACAGAGAUCAUAGAGACCGAGACAGAGAUCGAUACCGCUGACUCGACAUGUCAUAAAGCAGAGCGAAGACAGGACUUUUUGUUUCUGCGUCAAGCUGUAUAAAAUUCUGGAGGACUCUAAGGUGAGACUGAAGAUGAAUCUCCAAGAAGUUAUAUACUUUUUGUGUUCUUCAGUCAUCUGUACAGACUAGAACUUUUUCUUGUUUUAAGAACAAAUGUAAUAGGUUUAGGGUUAUGUAGAUUUGUUGCUGGGACAUCAGUCAAACACUUGCAUGCAUAAGAACAUCAUAGUAACUUAUGUAAUAUACAGUUAACAUGUUCAUCUUUCUUUUGUAAUAAAUCUGCAAAUUAAAUAACAUUUCCUGAAAAUA
This is a messenger RNA of Paralichthys olivaceus (Japanese flounder), 2117 nucleotides long. Its product is annotated as cleavage and polyadenylation specificity factor subunit 7. Gene Ontology annotation, cellular component: mRNA cleavage and polyadenylation specificity factor complex. Gene Ontology annotation, molecular function: mRNA binding. Gene Ontology annotation, biological process: mRNA alternative polyadenylation. The record is from RefSeq and is a predicted model, not a curated record. NCBI's taxonomy places the organism in Eukaryota, Metazoa, Chordata, Actinopteri, Pleuronectiformes, Paralichthyidae.